Messenger RNA from Suillus subaureus, 1636 nucleotides. RefSeq lists its product as uncharacterized. The transcript has 5 exons. The coding region runs from base 373 to 1554 and encodes 393 amino acids. Lineage: Eukaryota; Fungi; Basidiomycota; Agaricomycetes; Boletales; Suillaceae. The record is from RefSeq and is a predicted model, not a curated record.
GUCCGAGUCGAUGAUACACGAAGUUGAACCACAUAACUGAUCACUCGUCUCUGUUAUUGAAACAACUUCGAGGAUCAUUUCAAUGACCAUAUGUUAAUUUGUGGUAUUCAUCAUGCUACUGCUGGCUGCGCCCCUUGGUCACUUCUCCAAGACUUAUGAAAUCACUGGCUAUCAUUCUUCAUCAUUCCGUUCAUUUCCUUUCCGUAUCGUUGGAGCCAGCCAACAUUGCUGUAUGCCUGCACACCGCCCCCUGGCUGCUUGCGUGCCAGGCUUAUGAAUGAUCAAUUCGCACAACGCGCCCAUAUAUAAUAUGCAGUGCCGGUUGCUCUAUUCUGCAUCUAACUUUUCCCUUUCAAAACUUUUACUCACGUAAUGCCCAAUUCGAACGGCACCAAUAUCUGGGGAUUCACUGUUCCUGUCCAUUCCGCUGUGCGGGAGGACCUCUCGUCGCCGAUCCAGGAACUUCCAUACAUCACAAGGGUGGUGCUACACCUUCCUCUGGAGAUUUAUCAUCUCCUAGCCACGAAAUUAGGAGGGGCACCCAAUCUAAUGAAUGCAUUAACGCCGUCAUUUGUAGAGGUACAAAUUGACGACGGCACUACGAGCAUGUAUUAUUAUGGACACUUAAGGUGUGUGUCCCGAUGGAUGCGUGAUCAGCUUGUGAAACAGCGAUCCGAACCUGUGUACUGUUCACUAUAUCGCUCAUGCUUCCUUCGAUACGGGUUCUUUAGUUCGCGGGACGCAAGGAUAACCUCACAAUUUCGCGAGAACAUGUAUCCACCUUAUCAAAUGCCAAGUUCCGUACGCUGGGAGCAUACAACAAACCUUGAUACCGGCUCUUGUUUCGAGUCGGCAUUCGGUGACCUUAACGGCCAAGCUGCUCCUCAAGUCCAUUAUCCUACGUUGCCUCUGGAGCUGUCCUCGGCCAUGCAGCCCAUUCUUCCUUCAACAUCCUCCAGUACUAUUACCACCAUUCCUUUCAGCGCCCAGUCACCUUUCCUUGAUGGCAGCGCAACCUUGCCUAAAAUCCCCUCUGCAGAUCGCCAAGUCUCUUAUAAUUCAGAGCACGGAAUCCAAUUGGCCCAUGGGCAUCAAAUCCAGCCCGGUUGCCCUCGGACUUACAUGGUCGAUGGUCUUCUGAUUGGCGAGGAAGACCUCAUAGAUGGGAAUACCGACAAUGGCUACAUAAACAUCCAUGCAUGCGAUCGCGAAGAUUCUCCCUGUGGUCUCUGGGUUAAAGCGGACAGACGUUCUGUCAUGCGCCACGGGCAGCGGUGGCACGAGGAUGUUCGGUGUAGUGCGGACAAGACAAUUACUUGCCCUUGGUUAGGCUGCAACAGGCAGAUGCGGGCGAGCGCCAUACCGCGGCAUACUUUAAGCGCCCACUUCGGUGUAAGAUGGAUCUGCAGGGGCACGGGAUGUUCAAAAGUCUUCAGUCGUCACGAUACCUUCAAGGCCCACGCUGCAAAACGUGGCUGUCUCGGGGCAACCGUGAGGUACGAUGCAAAUACUCGUGUCAUUAAUACACAAAAUGUUCUGAAUCUUUACGGUUGAAAAAAGAAGGGAAACAAGGGGGCAGUAUCCUUCCCUCAUGCUUUUGAUCGUCAUUAUACAUGUUCGCAUUCACCAUUUCCAU